Molecule: messenger RNA, 1986 nt
Organism: Anastrepha obliqua
Lineage: Eukaryota; Metazoa; Arthropoda; Insecta; Diptera; Tephritidae
Gene: Pgant4
Product: N-acetylgalactosaminyltransferase 4
Exons: 3
Coding region: 1-1986 (661 amino acids)
Cellular component (GO): Golgi apparatus
Source: RefSeq, a predicted model, not a curated record
AUGGUUAAAAUGAGAAGACGUCAAGUCAAACGUUUAGUGCGUAAAUUCAUCUUUUUCAUUGGUUCCAUUCUAAUACUCUCGUUUUUCACCUCGAUACUGGUGGAGCGACGACUACGUGCUACAGAGAAUACCACGGAAGCGACGGAUUUUAACGGUGAUCCAGUUACGCCGGAAGUUGUCCCACGCGCGCGCAUCAAGACUCACCGUCCGCCGAAACCACCCAUACAAGAACGUAUAAUCAUACCGCCCCAAUCGGCGGGUGCCGCACGCAACGAAGCGAUAAGGAAUGCCGAAAGGAAGCGAAAGGUUGUGAAAGGUAUAUUUAAGAUACCUUUUGCUGUUGGUGAGAAAAAAGAUUGGGAGGACUACAAAUUGAUGGAAAGUGAUGCGAAGCGUGUGGGCCUGGGCGAACAAGGCGUGCCUGCUUACAUAACGGAGGAACAUCAAAAGGAAUUGGAAAAGAGUAUGUCGCUGGAGAAUGGCUUCAAUGCUUUGCUAUCGGAUUUGAUAUCAGUAAAUCGAUCUUUGCCUGAUGCCAGGAAUCCAGAUUGCCGACACAUACACUACCUCGCAAAACUGCCUUCGACAAGCGUUGUUAUUCCCUUCUACAACGAACACAUCACCGUUCUUCAGCGCACUCUGCACAGCAUUGUGAACCGCACGCCACGCGAAUUACUGCAUCAAAUUGUGAUCGUCGACGAUGGCAGCGAUCGCGAGUACCUAAAAGCUCAACUUGAGCAGUACGUAGCGGAGCAAUUUGGCGAACUCGUUACCAUUGUUCGUUUGCCCGAACGUUCUGGCUUGAUAACAGCACGCUUGGCGGGUGCGCGUGCUGCUACCGGUGAUGCUUUGGUAUUUUUUGACUCACACAUCGAAUGCAAUUAUAAUUGGCUGCCGCCACUACUCGAACCGAUAGCCGUGAAUUACAAAAUAUCAACUUGUCCGAUUGUAGAUGUGAUUGAUCAUGCGAAUUUCGGCUAUUCUGGUAUACACCAAGAGGGUUCGCGUGGCGCUUUUGAUUGGAAACUGAGUUACAAACAAUUGAGUUUGCUGCCAGGACAAACCGCUAAUAAAACGGAGCCAGCUUCCAGCCCGAUAAUGAUGGGCGGCCUCUUUGCAAUUAGUAGACAAUUUUUUUGGGAGUUAGGCGGUUACGAUGAGGGACUGGAGAUUUGGGGCGCGGAACAAUAUGAGCUGAGUUUCAAAAUUUGGAUGUGUGGCGGUAUGCUGUUUGAUGUGCCAUGUUCGCGCGUUGCGCACAUCUUUCGAGGCCCAAUGGGCGAGCGACCGAAGCCGCGCGAGCAUAACUUCUAUCUGAAGAAUUGCAAGCGCGUGGCCGAGGUGUGGAUGGAUGAGUAUAAGCAGUACGUAUACGACCGCAGUCCACUGGAAUAUGCUGAAGUCGAUGCUGGCAAUUUGACAGCGCAACGUGCGGUACGCGAGCGUUUGAACUGCAAGUCCUUCAAGUGGUUCCUGGAGGAAGUGGCCCCCGAUUUGCUAGAGACUUAUCCGCCCGUUGAACCACCCUCUUAUGCUGCUGGUGCGCUUCAAAGUCGCGCCUAUCCACAUUUUUGUUUAGACACUAUGGGCAAAGGUAGCAAUAAUGCUGUGGGUCUCUUCUAUUGCGCUGAGAAUAAAACACAUCCGCAUGACAAUCAAUACUGGAAAUUAAGUUAUGCGCGCGAACUGCACCACAGUCACGGCGAUAUUUGUUUGGAUGUACAAUCGAUUCAAGAGAAUGCCACCGUGUGGAUGUGGACAUGCCACCAACAGGGUGGCAACCAGUUCUGGUAUUAUGAUCGCGAACAUCAGUGGUUGGUGCACGGGCGCGGAGGCCACGUCUGUCUGGAAGCCAUCAUUGAUGGCGAUUUGCAUGCGGUCUAUGCCAACGUAUGCGACAACUCCAAUCCGCGCAUGAAAUGGAGCUUUGGUAUGGUCAAUGACACCGCUUUGGAUGCCUUCUAUGAGGGACUGCCCGAGGAGUGA